CUGGCUGACAAGUUGCGUCGGGGUGGAGAUGGGCAGGGAACAGGAGCUUGUACGCAUUCGGCCCGUGAACUGUAGGUUUCGCGAAGGGGGUCAACUUCUCUGUCUGGUCGUAAUUUAUUCCUGUGUUAUUACGUUCGAGUUCGGACCAUUUGAAACACGAUUUUAAUGUCACUCACGUGUCGGUUUGUUAACAUUAUUUAUAUGGAGAUCGUGGAGCGCUAGAAGAUGCUGGGAGACGAUCCACCGUACCUAUCUGUGGGUACGGAGGUCAGUGCUAAAUACAAGGGUGCCUUCUGUGAAGCGAAAAUUCGAAAAGUAGUAAGAUCAGUAAAAUGCAGAGUGACUUAUAAGCAAGGUUUAGGUACAGCGACAGUUGCUGACGAUCAGAUAAAGGGAACGUUAAGAGUAGGUGCAUCUGUUGAAGCUAAACAUGGCGAUAGAAAAGAAUUUAUUGAAGCUACUAUCACUAAAAUCCAAGACUGCAGUCAGUACACUGUGGUUUUCGAUGACGGGGACAUCACAACGUUGAGAAGAACGGCGCUUUGUCUAAAGAGUGGCCGGCAUUUUGCAGAGAGCGAAACAUUGGACCAACUCCCCUUGACGCACCCGGAGCAUUUCGGUAACCCAGUAAUCGGCGGUAGAAGAGGGCGGCGGUCUAGACAAGCGCAAGAUGAGAGCAGCGACGACGAGGACAGCCCUCCGCGAGGUAAUCGCGACUCGGGCUCCAGCGGGACAGGCAAGGAGGGAAUGGAGACGGAACCCGAGAUCGGACGGGUUGUAUGCGUCGAGCUCGGGGAUAAAAAGAAGAAAGACAAUUGGUUCCCCGGGCUGGUGGUCGCUCCGACUGCCCAGGAUACAGUGAGAAUUCGAGUGAGAGACGAUUAUCUCGUGCGCUCGUUUAAGGACGCGCGAUAUUACACAGUCCCGAAGAAAGAAGCCACCGAAUUCACAAAGGAGCUUGUCAACAAAGUUGAGAAUAGCACGUUGAAGGUAGCGGUAGAAAAGGCGUUGCUAUUUUUAGAAAAGAAUGAGUUACCUCCCCAUUGGGACAAGGAUUCUCUUUUUGGACAUUCUGUAUCAAGCGGGAACAGCGAUUCCGAUGGCGAGCUUGAUUCCGAUAGCUCCGACGAUGAGCCGCGCGAAGAGAAAGAUCAUUUCGUGGCGCAACUGUACAAGUUCAUGGACGAUCGCGGUACUCCUAUUAACAAUUGCCCAAUGAUUGGCUCCGAGGAUAUAGAUUUAUACAGGCUAUUUCGAGCCGUUUACAAAUUAGGUGGUUAUAAUCGUGUGACAAAUCAAAAUCAGUGGAAACUGAUAACACGCCGUCUAAGCUUCACAAUGCAAAAUUCUCCGUCUACGCACAAUUUGGUUAAACAAGCCUAUAAAAAAUUCUUGCACUCUUUCGAAGACUUUUAUAGAAAAUUGGGUUGUACUAUGGUAAACCAUCCGCGAGGCGUUAUGCGUAAACAGCGUCCUGGUAGAAGUUUGAUCAGGGACAGGGACAAAGAUAGAAAUACGCCUGUACCGCCACAAGUAUCGGUAGCCAAGAACGAGAAGGAGGAAGAGGAGAAGAAGGUUGUCGAGGAGGAGAAGAAGGAGAAAAAAGAAGUGAAGAAAGAGCCUGUCAAGGAGGAAGAGGUUGUUAAGAUUAAGAAAAAAGAGGAAUUCGAAGAAAGCGGUAGCGGACAAGAGAGCGAUGUGAACGUAGAGGCCGAAGCUGAGUCGUCAUCAAGCAGUGAGAAGUCCCAAAAGAUCUCAACGUCUUCGUCCUCAUUGCCGAACAGAGGUAAAUCGAAAAGUAAAGAAGAGCCGAAGAAGAAAGUGAUUGAGAAAAAGAAAACCGAGUCUCGAAAACAGGAGAAGAAAGAUGAUAAGACGAAAGAAGAGGAUGCUGCUAAGACGAGAUCGAAAUCUAAAGACGACACUGUCAAAAGCAAAGCAUCUUCGGAGAGUAGGGAAACGCGAACUCCAUCCAGGGAAUCGGAAAGGAAAAAUCUAUCGAAACAAAGGCGAUUGAUUGAAGAGGAACUAAAGAAACGGGGAAGAAAGCGUAAAGAAUAUGAGACUGAGAAAUCUCGUACAGAGGAACCGUUAACGGAAUCUGCACCUUGUUACAAAGGGCCUGUAGAGUUAGGAGACAGGUUAAAAGUAUAUUACGGACCUACUCAUGAGUCCAAAGUUACUUACGAAGCGAAGGUGAUCGACAUAGAGAAAGAAGGCGCGGAACCAAUGUAUUUGGUACAUUAUACUGGAUGGAAUACAAGGUACGACGAAUGGAUUAAACCGUCGAGGAUAGCACAGAACUUCACGCAAGCCCAAGGAAGAGUAAAACGGAUUAAAGCCACUUCGCGACCUCAGACUCCUAGUACAAAUUUAUCGAACAAUAACGUAAACAAGUCUUCGAAAAAUGGUUCGAAUGCCAAUUCAACUGGAUCUCAAAGUCGUCGACGAGCUCAAAGUGUAGCGCCUACGACGUCGGUCAGUUCGUCUACUUCGACGAAGGAGGUCAAGAAAGAAGAGAAAGACAAGGAUAAAGAGGGAUCUCAACCUGCGAGAUCCACGACUCCGUUGUCCGUCACAAGCUCCAGUUCUAGGACCAAGAGUCCUGCGACACCAGCGAAUAGUCGUCAAACGCGAACGAGGAACAACGAUGCCAGCGUCGAGCACCGAAGGCGAACGAGGAGAACGUCUGGACACACAGAUAUCGUUCUAUCUGAAACUGAAGAGAGCGAGACGUAUGAUUCGGAUACAACGGAAUCUGAACAAACGAGAACCAAGCCCAAGGCUACGGAGGAUAGAAAACGUAGAGAAGCGAGAUACAGGACGGAGGAUAGAAUAAAGCCCGAUGAAACGAGCGAAGGUGAGGAGGACAAAGACAAUUUGGAGGAACCGCGUAGAGGCAGACGUUUGAGAAGAACGAUCAGCAAAUCUCAAGGUAUAAAAUCUGAACCAGAUAGCGACGAAGAGCAGCCGAAAGGCCGAGACUUCGAUUUGAAUCAAAUACGAUCUGAAUUAAAAGGUUUUGACAAAGCGGUGAAGUUAGAGCUGGUCAGGGUCGAACCCGAUCCGGAGGAUGAAAUAAAGAUGGAAGAAAAAGAGAACGUCGUAAUGGUCUCGCCGAAAUUAGAGAAGAAUUUAGAGCCGACAAAGCUAGAAACAGCGCCUGAACCUAAAGCAAUAGAUAACACCGAAGAUAUAUAUGAAUUCAAAGAACCAGAACCAUUUGAAUUCGAAGUGCGGAACAAGCGGGAUACGAGCGGAGACAAAGACAAAGUGAAGAAGAGGGUAUUUGAGGAAGAGCCGAAAAGUCCUAAGAAGAAACAGAAAAUCGUUGUAUCACCGGUUAUCAAGGAACCGAAGUCAGAUACAGACAAUGAUUCGCGAAAGAAACCGAAGAAAUCGUUUAGUAAACGAGUCGACGAUAUUACGGAAACUUUACUUUCCCACAAACCAAUUCAACCUCCGUCACUGGCAACGUGUGAAGAAGCAUUUGACAAGCUGUGCGAAUCGCCAUCAUUUAGUCAAGUAAAACCAGCGUCUAUCAUUGAAGAGACGAGCAAAAUAAGUAACGGCAUGGAUCUCUUAUUUAGCGAUUUACCCGGAGACGACGAUGGUACUCACGACGAUUCGGAAGAUCGUUUGAUAAUAUCAGAAGCCGAAGUUUCGGAAGCUGAACAAGAAAACUUAUUUACAUAUCAACAAGAAAUGUUUCCCUCGAACGAUACAAAUGGCUCGGUAGAUACGAAUAAAGAAGAGACAAGUUCGCAAAAUGAAUCGAUAAAAGAAAAUGUAACACCGCCGAUUUCGAGUAAGCCUGAUGUACCCGUUGAACAAAAGCCAAGCGUGAAAUCGCCGUUACAUAGACAAUCACCAGAGUUGAAACCAUCGGAGUCCAAGCUGUUGGACGUUACGCCUGUCCCGUCUCCGAUAGUGACAGUACCAGCACCGAUUAGCGCAAGACUUCCGGCAACUUCUACGAUAGAAGAAAAACUUUCAGCCGCGAUGGCUUUCCGCAAUAAGACUAAAGAUGUUAAGAAAGAAGAAGAAAUAUCGGAACCUUUAUGGAAACCAAAAGAAGUGGCCAAAAAACUGGAUAUCAUGGCUGUGCAGAAGAAUAAAGAUGAGCACGUGUCGAAAAUAGAAAUCGAGACUAAGAAACAGCGGGACGAAGAAGUCGCAAUAAGUAAUGAAGACCAGUGCAAGGAUAUAAUGCGCGCGGUGAUCAAACAAAAAGAGGAGGAACUUCAACAACUCAAAUUGAAGAAAGAAGUGGAGAUAAAGAAGUUUGUUGAAACGAAAACGGAACACAAGAAAGUAGAGACCGAGGAAGAAAAAUGGAAACACGUGGAGAACGAGAAGUCGAAGAAACUGGAAGACGAUUUUAAAGAACAUGAUCUGAAAGAAAAGGAGAAAGAAAAACGCAAGAAACUGAUUAGCCAAGAUGCGACAGACUCUGCUGACAGCAGCGAUUCCGAGCAGAGACUUGUAAUCGAUAACGAAGAAUUGCAAGAUGUAAAGACCCCGUCAAAUUUUGAUGUCAAAUUAAGGGCAGAAUUGGACAGGCUUCAGGACACACAAGAAAGAUACUCGAAAUUACAACCACAAAAAGUUAUCCAACCAUUGAAACACCAACAACAGGAAUGUCUCGCCGAAUUUAAGACGGAGAGUACGCCUGUUGCGAAAACUGAUGAAGAAGGAGAGGCGAUCAAUUCUUUAUUGUGCGAAGAAGAGAUACCAGGCUCUCCAGCGCCUGUCACCGAAAGUAUAGAACAAAUAAAUGCAGGUCCAUCCUGUUCUCCUCCGAAAGUCGAAGCCACGGAGAGCAGUAUAGUGCUAAUGGAAAUGCCUUUCGCGAGCGCGCCUACGUCAGGACAAAGUACAACUAGCAGUACUGUCGCCACCCUGAGCAUGGCACUGCCAAAAACUAUCGAAACGUCCGUUCCGGUUUCUUUGCCUGUACAACAAAAUCCAACACUGGGCGUGAGGCAACAGUCCCAUCAUCAUCUGCCCGCGCUAAUGCCAGCGCAAAGGAGGGAAAGCAACGAAGCAGCCCCUGUAAUGGAUAAUACUCCACCGACCACGCCCGACUCGAGUAUCUCGAAUAUCUCUGGCUCUCCCAGAGAAGAAAGAACAGGCGGUUCAUCACCGACUUCCGAGGAUAACAUGAAACACAAUCGAGAUAGCUCGGAGCCUGAUAACGACUGUGGCGGUAAAGGUCCAGGAUUUAGUGAGGACGACACGUUACCCAACGCGGAAGGAAAUUCCGCGGACAGGAUAUUAAAACCACCCGCGAAACGAUCUGUCGAAGAGACGCAAUCUCCUAAGAAACGUAAAAGGAGUAGAAAGCACUCGGAGUGCGAGAAGAAUGCUACUAAGAAAACUGCGAGACAUAGCAGCAGACAUGGUAGUAGACAUGGUGCUGGUAGCGACAGCGACGAUACGAGCGAAGGUUCCAAUUUGUGCGGAGUUAAUUCCGCUUCGGCGAACCAUACGAAUAUUGCUACCGUUCCAGAUCUCAGUUCCUAUUCAUCCAGGUCACCUCGACCAACAAAAUAUAACUUCUACGUGGAACUAGAUCCUGAAUUGGAUGGUAGUCAAAGAAUAGCAGUAUUGCAGCAAAAAUUAGCUGAAUUACGAAAAACGUACAAUGCUGUGAAAGUCGAGCUCGCCGGCAUUGAAAGACGCAGAAAGAAAUUGAGGAGGAGAGAACGGGAGGGUAAAUACUUAAUUCGUUCAAUCCUUUGAUCGCUAUAAAGGCAGCUAAAGCGGAAAUGCAACAGGCCUGUUCGUGAUGAGCUGCCUUGAGGCAUUUGAGCUCACUUAAUCUGCGUUGAGAAUACUUUUAUACGAAUGGGAAGGAAAGCAUAGGACAUCCUGCGCAUCACAGCAAAUUUCAUGACAAUUUUUAUCUAACGCCGAUUAGGUAAACUUUUCCCCCAAUAAUAAUAUAAAUUGUAGAUAUUAGGUAUAAGAGUUUAGUACAUAAAGGAGGAACACAUUUACCAUAAAUGAAAAAUAUAUAUUCAUAUAUGCUUUUGUGUUGUACAUUGUUUUGUCAAAUAACGUAAAUUCGUGACAGUUAACAAAUUUCUAUCUUCAAUUCGUCAUUCUUCAUCUGCUCAGAUGCAAAGUACAAAUUAUCGAACUUGAUGAUCAUUUUCAUCGUUCAUUCUUCUUUUUUAAGAAAAGGCUGAGAAAAAAUGUUACCGAAUAGCGUGUUACUGUAAAGACAUCUUGGGAACAAAUAAUUGUCUAAGCCGUCUGUCAUUUCUGUUUCGAGCAUAACUUAUAUGGUAUCAUUGGCGGUUGAGCUGUUUUCAAGACGAAAUCAUGAGACGAGGAUGUCAAGUGCAACAAACAUUAUAUAUUUCGUAGGAUAGAAAAUUCUGUACAUAUUAGAGGUAGUGUGAAUGGUUUGCAAUAUGAAUAUGUACGAAAAGGAUAAGAGAUUCUAGAAUUCUCGAAAUUUGUUUUAUUUAAAAACUGAAAGGAGAUGUUGCAAUUUAAACGUGAUUUUAAAGUAGAGGAGAAGAUAUGUAAAGCAAUGUUCGUUCAUUUCACUUCCGAGAUGAACGAACGAUUGUAUUAUACAUCGGUCGUGUAUGUAAGCGUAGCACAGUUCUUAAUUUCCUAAUAAAGGAAGAUUAAUUGUGUAAAUAAUUCACGUGAGUAAGAUGUGGUAUCGUAGUUGUUCGGAAAUAACGAUUAUUGCAAUUAACUGUCGUAUUCGUACUCCGGUAUAAAAUUUCUUGACAAACUGCAUAGGAUUGGAGCCUUCAAGCUAUGCAAUUGUCAUGAAUGCAGCUCAACGGGAUUCAUCAAUUUACAGCCUUUUGCAUUAUAUCUGAAGAAUUGCUGCCAUUGUGCUUUAAUCAUCAGAUUAGGUAUUAGAAGUUUCUCAUUGUCGUAUAUCAUAAUUGGUCAAAGAUGCAUUUAUAUUUCUAUUUGGGCGUGCUAUGCACCCCAGUACUAAAUAAACAGAAAACCAAAAAAAGCAGAAAACUUUAAGCAACAAGUUUGCCGAAAAUGAAAUCAAACAACCCUGAAUGGAAUUAAAUUUGUAUGAAGAACGUGUUGGCUGAGAAGAGAAUGAAAAUUUUAUAUAGAUAUAUAUAUAAAUAUAUAUUAUAUUUUUUAUAUAAAAAAAAAGUAUCAGUUGUGAACGUGUUUCAUGAUGUCAGGCAACACGGUCAUACACUGAUUGGGGGGAAAGACGAAAGCAAAUUAGGAGUCGGGCUCCAUAAAAUCUUUGUAAAUAUUUUACAUCGCGCGUGUCGAACGAGACACCCGUAAGUCAGAUUUUAGUAGUUGUUUAUCGCACACAGAUAUAGCUGCGCAUAUUAUUGUAUAAUGAUUUCACAAAUCUCGCAGUAGCACACGCUGUAUAUGUGUCUUAAGAAGUCACGAGGAUGUGCGUCGACGCUCGAUUAAAGUGCACGCGAAAAAAGUUUACACUUGACCGAAGUCAAGACAACCGAAUAAUUGUUUUAUUUAUUUUAAACCAAGGAUACCAGUGAUAUUGAAAUUAUUUUGUUCUCGGGUUGGGUGAUCAUUAUUUAAUAAUGAAGAUAAUUAAAAGUAUUUAAGAACUAUGUGUACCAUCGCUUUUUUGUUGUAAACAAUUUUCCUACAGACGCACGGACACAGUUCUCCUUCUUCAAACAUUAUUUUACUUUAAUUACCCUGCGUAAAAUUUUCAAUGCCGUUAAUUCAAUCAUGUUACUCUGAUUUACCACAAAUGUUCGUAUUAUAUCUCUAAUCUAUAAGGAAAAAAUGCAGUUAUUAGUUGUUAACUUAGAAAACAAUUGGCAAGACAGGUGAAGACAAAUUGUAAUGUAAAUGUUUCGACCCUGAACAAAACAGAAGUUUAUACUGUGUAUUCUUAUAUGAUAAGGAUCACAUGUUUGUAAUAAUAAAUGAAACGGAAACAAGGAAAUCGUUUUAUCAAGAUUGUAUAAUGUGAAUGCUGAGUGGAGAACGCAUCCUUGUCUUCUGAACACAAAAUUUCUCCCUGUAAAUCACGGAUUACAUGUGAGAUAACACAUAUAGUGAGCACAAUGUGGAUUGUGUCGCCAACCAGUAAUAUUGUUCCACAUAACAUUUAAUUGUGUUAGCGGAUAUUGUUAAGAAAUAAAUCUUAUCUUAACAAA
Molecule: messenger RNA, 8150 nt
Organism: Ceratina calcarata
Lineage: Eukaryota; Metazoa; Arthropoda; Insecta; Hymenoptera; Apidae
Gene: htk
Product: AT-rich interaction domain hat-trick
Exons: 4
Coding region: 226-5745 (1839 amino acids)
Biological process (GO): regulation of transcription by RNA polymerase II
Cellular component (GO): nucleus
Molecular function (GO): transcription cis-regulatory region binding
Source: RefSeq, a predicted model, not a curated record